AUGCGCUUACUGUCGUUGUCCUUCUCUCUGUUUACAUUUAUCUUGCUCCUCUCUUUAUCCCAAAGCCAUGCAUCCUCACAACAUACAAACAACUGGGCUGUCCUCGUCUGCUCCUCCCGCUACUGGUUCAAUUACCGCCAUAUGGCAAAUGCGCUUGGGAUGUACCGCACAGUUAAGCGAUUGGGCAUCCCAGAUUCCAAUAUUAUCUUAAUGCUGGCCGAUGACGCGGCGUGUAAUGAGCGGAACAGCUUUGCUGGUAGCGUGUAUGCGAAUCCAGGAAGACAUUUGGAUUUGUUUGGAGAGAAUAUCGAGGUAGAUUAUAGAGGGUAUGAGGUUACCGUGGAGAAUUUCUUAAGGCUUUUAACGGGCCGUCUUCCACCGUCCUUUCCGCGUUCUAAACGCCUCUUGACUGAUUCCUCCUCCAACAUCUUCAUCUACCUCACCGGUCACGGCGGGAACGAAUUCUUGAAAUUUCAAGACAAUGAGGAAGUAUCCGCACAUGACAUUGCCGAUGCCUUUCACCAGAUGUACGAAGGUGGAAGAUAUAACGAGAUCUUUUUCAUGGUGGAUACGUGUCAAGCGAACUCGAUGUACUCAAAGUUUUAUUCGCCUGGUAUUCUGGCAACGGGAAGCUCUGUUGUCGGAGAGAAUUCGUAUUCGCACGAAAAUGACUACGACAUCGGCGUAGCCGUGAUUGACUCCUACACCCACUACGUCCUCGAAUACAUGGAAAAAGUCAACAAAACCUCCCGACUCACAAUGGCCGACCUUUUCACCUCUUACGAUGUCCCGAAGAUCGGCUCCCACCCUGGUGUCAGGUCGGACCUAUUCGACCGACCUUUAGGUCCGGAACACCCGAUGAACGAGUAUGGACGAGGUAGAGGAUGGACUGUCGAGGGUGGCGGAGAGUGGGUGGGAAGAGAAAUGGAAGCUGAGAAAAGGGGAAGAGGGUUGAGAGAAGCACUGAUUACGGAUUUCUUCGGAGGUGUUGUGGAAGUCGAUGUGGAUGGCGAGGGUGAGAGCGUGCUACAGUUGUUCGAGGAUUUUGAAUGUCCACCUGUGUUCAAGGAACCGACUCCCCCUCCUAUUAAAACGUAUUCUCCACCUCCUCCGGCUCCUGUAUCAUCAACAUCAUUAUUCGACGAAUACCCCUUCCUUCGUCCAUCCCUGGCCUUUGUCAUCCUUGGCGCGUUAUUCGCGUUCGUUUUCAGUGGAGUAAUCUCUAGACGCUCGUGA
Molecule: messenger RNA, 1236 nt
Organism: Lentinula edodes (shiitake mushroom)
Lineage: Eukaryota; Fungi; Basidiomycota; Agaricomycetes; Agaricales; Omphalotaceae
Product: peptidase C13 family-domain-containing protein
Exons: 3
Coding region: 1-1236 (411 amino acids)
Biological process (GO): protein localization to cell surface; attachment of GPI anchor to protein; proteolysis
Cellular component (GO): GPI-anchor transamidase complex
Molecular function (GO): GPI-anchor transamidase activity
Source: RefSeq, a predicted model, not a curated record